Rhopilema esculentum is the source of this 2583-nucleotide messenger RNA. RefSeq lists its product as uncharacterized. The record is from RefSeq and is a predicted model, not a curated record. Lineage: Eukaryota; Metazoa; Cnidaria; Scyphozoa; Rhizostomeae; Rhizostomatidae.
GAAGUGGUUUGGAAACAAACAUCUGCCUCUCUCGACGAUGAGAUAGAUGCUGAAACUGUGGGGUUUUAGCAGCUGUCUUUUCUACAAACAAUUAAAAUCUAGCCAAUGAAUUCCUUUUAUUUUGUCAACAAAUCAUGCUCGUCGAAGGAUAACUGCAAUUUGGGCCUUCCUGUUUACGAUACUAAUUUAUGCACCCAUUCAUCAUCAUGUUUCGUUGAAUUCUGUUUGCAAUUUCUGUGAAAUGAGCAAAGAACGAUGUGAGAAAAAGUUUGAAUUAUCCAAGGAGGUGCCAUAAUCGAACUGAGGACUAGGCCUUUUCUAAAGAUGAAAGUUAGGCAAAUGGACAAUACAACAAUGAUUCUGACUGCCAGCUUGCUAUCAGUUGGAUCAAUAUUUGUCGCAGCUCAAACAGCAGAAAGGAAUGAUGCAGCUAAUCCUGGUAGCUCUUUGAAGGUUCUGCCAUUCAACAUUGGGGGAAGAGACUUUUACCAUAAUUAUAUAAGGAAGGAGCUGCCGGUCCUGUUCACUGGAGGAAACUUCAAAUCAAGUGAAGCUUUUUUGGAUCUAUUAGAGUUGCAGAAACAGCUAAGUGGAGAAAAAUUCUCUGGUUUUGUUUAUAUGAACUCUGGACCAAGCGGAAGAAACACAUCUCUUACACUAAAAGACUGGGUUGAGGAAUCAAGUUCAAAACAAAUGACAGCUGAUCUUGACAUUAGCAAGUCAAAGUUGCUAGAAGAUAUUUAUUUGCCUGUAAUGCUACAUUGCAAAGAAUAUAGAAUUGAAUACAACAAACUUAGGUUAUCGAUAACAAGUGAAGAUUUUGAUAGCCAGCCAAAGCAAUAUUCAGAUGAAAUGUUAUAUAUUUCACUUGGACCUAGAACCAAGGCUAGAUUGUUUGAUAGCAGACACACAUCUCAGCUAAAAGAAGAAGGAUUUCCCAAGUUAGAAUAUCAAGAUGUCAUACUGGAGAGAGGCAACAUAUUGUACGUGCCAAAAUAUUGGUGGAGUCAAGUUCAGGCAACCACAAACCACAGCUUCGGAGUGAAAAUCUUUUUCAACAUGGCUUUCAAUAAGAGAAAGAACGAAAAGCAUGAAAUUAGUAAAAACGUUAUCGAGGCAAUUCAGCUGCAUAAGAUGGAACUAAAGGAACAACCAGGAGACACAAUUUGCUCGUCUCUUAACCAAGCUUUAAGACAAGUGUUAAAAAUCAACGAAUCAGACCCGAAGACAUUGCAGCUGCGCAUUCCCAGGAGGCCCCAGAGACCUGAUGACGUCACACUCGCCAGUGGUUACAAAAUGCCAGUGUUGGGGCUUGGUACCGCCCUUUUGAAUGAAAAAACAACGGAAAUAGUGAAGCAAUCAUUAGACUUGGGCUACAGAUUGUUUGAUACUGCCCAAGGAUAUCCAGGUUCAGAAGCUGGCAUAGCUCAAGCCAUUUCAGAAAGCUCUGUGCCUCGCUCUGAGUUAUUCAUCGUCACUAAACUACACCCUCGUUACCUUGGCUACGAAAGUACACUGAAAGCUAUUGACAUGUCGCUGCGAAGGCUGAACAUAGACUACGUCGAUUUGUUCCUUAUACAUAGCAAAGAAUGUGAUGAUUUUUUGCUGAAAUGCUCAGAUGGAGAGCCUAUCGGGACUUGGCAAGAGUCAUGGGUGGCUAUGGAGGAUGCGCAGAGGCAGGGCAAAAUACGCAGCCUCGGAGUCAGCAAUUUCAAUGUACCAGAUUUAAAGGCUUUGCGAAAAAUUGCUAAGCUUCCCGUUUCUGUUGUCCAAAACUGGUUUGAUCCAAUUCAUCAGGACACAGUGGUGAGGAAAUUUUGCAAGCAACAAAAUAUACGUUAUAUGGGAUAUUCAACACUUGGCGGAAUGUGGACUGCCAUGGGACUAGAGGAAAACCCGAUUUUGACGUCGUCUUUGCUGACUGAUUUAUCAACGCAUUAUGAUUACUUCGUGUCCAGCCUCGUUCUCAGAUGGGCCAUCCACCAGAACGUGACAGUAAUCCCAAGAACAACAAAUCGUAACCAUUUGGCACAGAACUUGAGAGCAUUGGAUAUGAGUCUGUCUGAGCUGGAUAUCGCAGAAAUAAAUUCAAUGGCCACCAUCCUAGAUGACAUAUUAAAAGAUCUAGAAAACGAGGAAAUGGAAAUGGGACAGGAAGGAAACAAGUCUUCCAGCGAUACACAAGGAGAUGAGAAUGAAAGUUUUCCGGAAAAUAGUUCUAAUAAAAUGAAAAUGGCAGCAAAAGACGUGGAGCAAAACUUUAAUCCAAAAGGACGUUCUGGGAAAAGUGCGCCAGAUGAUAUCCCUCAGGAACAGAUUUCUCGAGACGAGAGCAAUCAACCCUCAGUUGAGGCCGAUGGCAUGACGAAUUCACAGUCAAAAUCUGGCGAGACUAAACACAAGAUUGAAUUGAAGUAAAUAAUAUCUAUUAUUAGCAUCUAUUUAUUUAAAGAUGGUUGUAUGUAUCGUUGCUUAUUUGAAAAUUCGCUAUUUGAGGAAACAGCUUUCUGAUAUUUGUUCUCUUCUUAGCGUAAGGGAGCUGGGCGAGUCAAAUUAUUAAAAGCAAUCUUCUUAAUUUUCAAA